Malassezia globosa CBS 7966 is the source of this 963-nucleotide messenger RNA. RefSeq lists its product as uncharacterized. The transcript has a single exon. The record is from RefSeq and is a predicted model, not a curated record. NCBI's taxonomy places the organism in Eukaryota, Fungi, Basidiomycota, Malasseziomycetes, Malasseziales, Malasseziaceae. The coding region runs from base 1 to 963 and encodes 320 amino acids. Gene Ontology annotation, cellular component: membrane.
AUGAAAUAUGGUCAGAAAUCUAAACGCACGAAAAAAGUGUCGGAAACCGAUGAACGUGUAUUGAUUCUCGGGGCUUCAACAUUAGACGGCUUGGGCGCUGAAUUUCUUCGGCAGUAUUUGGAACGUGGCGCGCGGCAGAUCGUGAUUGUAGGCCGCCGGAAACAAGCACUUGAUCAUGUCCGGCAUACAAUGCUGAAGCAGACAGAGGGACGCGGAAAGCGUCAUCCUCACGCACAAGUUUACGUCGUUCCCACAGAGCUCACUGAGACAGAGGGUGUCAUAAAACUACGCGACUUUGUGAUACAAAACCUCUAUGGGUUGGACACGCUGCAUAUUGUGUUUGGAGUCACUUCAAUUCUGCCGAUACUAGGUGUGGCCAACGUCGAUCCAUGCAAUGUUAAUGCGUCAGGCCAAGCCACAGCUUUCUUGCACGCAAGCAGAGAAGGUCUCGAUCAGAUUGCUCAGACCGUACAGCACAGCAGCGAUGGCAAUCUCAAAGGCACAGCAAUCGUUCUGGGGGCUAUGCUCCCAAUUUUACAAACAACAUCGGCAAAUCCAGCCGUUAUUACCAUCGGCUCCGUCGCUGGGCUUGUUCCUGCGCCUACGCGCGCUGUGUAUUGUGCCAGCAAAUCAUCGCAACAUUUUUUAAUCCGCUCGGUCGAGUUAGAAUGUGAAGCUCAAGCUGGAACACCUGUACCUGGGAGCGACAAGCGACGUGCACGAGUAAACUUUUUGCUCGUUGCGCCUGGGCCGAUCAAAAAUUCCUUCGUCGCAACGUAUGCUGUGGAUGCAACUACAGGUCCUCGAGAUAAUCGCGAGCGAGCACUUGAAGUACCUGAUGUUGUACGAGGAACACUUCGACGCGUCGAUGCUGAGCAGUGGGGAAUACUCGUUAUUCCUACGCAUGCUUUUGUGGGAUCGUUACUCGCUCAAUUCAAUGCUACGUAUGUACCAGUGCUAUGA